Molecule: messenger RNA, 989 nt
Organism: Oreochromis aureus
Lineage: Eukaryota; Metazoa; Chordata; Actinopteri; Cichliformes; Cichlidae
Product: location of vulva defective 1-like
Exons: 7
Coding region: 1-963 (320 amino acids)
Source: RefSeq, a predicted model, not a curated record
AUGGGUGUAGACACAAUUGAGCAAGUAAUUGAUGGCGUCCUCAGAUCCAAGGCAGGGCUGGUAAGCAAACUGAAGGGGAUCCUGAUGUGGUCCAAAUAUGGGUCGGAGCUGGUCCAGGAUGAGUCUUUCCAGAGUCUGUGUCAUUUGAACUCAACUACCACCUGGAUCGUCAGUCAUUCGUGGAUUUCAGUAGCAAUCUUUGACCUUGAACAGAAUAAAGAAGUCAAACCUAAAUCAGACAGACUGAGUCUUUCUGCAGACUGUUCUCUGGUUAUAAAGAAGGUCACAGAUCAGGAUGUUGGUCUUUACACCUGCAGACAGUUCAAAACAGCAACAGGAUCACAUGAAGGUCCAGACUUUAUGAUUCAUCUGUCUGUUAUUAACAAUGAAGAUGUGAAAACAACAACAAAAUCAACAAUUAAACCAACAUUAAAAAUAACAAAUAUAUGGACAACAAAAGAGGAAGUAAAGACAUCGCUGACAACAACAUCAAAUCAACCAGACGGUGAAGAUGUGAAAACAACUAAAUCAACAAAAGUGAAGUUCACCACAAAAACCUCAUCGUCGACAACAAAAUCCAGAACAUCAACAAUUAAACCAACCGUGAAAAUAAACACAUGGACAACAAGAGAGGAAUUAAAGACAUCAGCAGGGACACUGACAACAGCAUCAAAUAUUCCAUCAGGAGAAAACAAAACACAAUGUGGCAACAACACGGGACUGAGUUUAAACCCUGCAGACACUGAAUGUGGUCCAGGAACCAAUCAGGACACGAUGUGGACUGAUGCUGAUGAUGGUGUGUCAUAUGCCUCCAUCAGCCUCACCAAGAAGACCAAGAAUAAAGCCCGGGCUGGUGGUGAUGACGACACUGUGACUUACAGCACAGUGACAGCUGCCUCACCUGCUGGUGUUACCAAUGAUCCCAGCAACCUCUAUUCCACCAUCAGCAAACCAAAGAAAUAGGAUGUUACUCAUAAAAUGUUUCCUAU